GCUCUCUGCACUGGUGGCCGAGCUCCACAGCAGCCUGUAAGUCAGGGAGCUGCCCUCGCUAGAGCUGCAGGUUGGCUGAGGGAAAGUCACCAGGAGACCUGAGAAAAUGGGGAACUCUCUGCUGAGGAAAAACAGAUGCUGGGACUGCUACAUUGCUGAAGGUUGUCUCUGCCUUCCGUGGAAAAAAACACACGGUUUUGAAGCAAAGCCGGAUUCCGAUAAGGAGAAUACAGAAAUGUCAUCUGCUCCCAUCCAGCAGGAUAAUGCUGACCAGAGCUCCUUAGAAGAGCUCUCCUACACCCUCAUCAAUCACAGCGUCCUCGGAAGAAGGUCAUCAGGGAUCUCUGGGGCAUACUAUGAGAACAUUUCCCCCAACACCAAGAGACCCAGGGAGUUCUUGAGAAGAACCGAGACAUCGUAUGCACUUCUCCAUGUGCCUUCCUCCCCAAGGCAUUUGCCCUCCCCAGAAAAUGAAUAUGAACUUCUCACUCCUGGUAAAAUCUCCUUCCACUCCCUGCGUCAGCCACAUCCGCCUAUGUUACCUUCUGAGAUUCGGGUUUCUUGUUUAAAAUGAAAUAGACCAGAACUUGUCUAAUUACCAGUAAAUAAAAGCUGGGGGUAUAGA
Molecule: messenger RNA, 625 nt
Organism: Lynx canadensis (Canada lynx)
Lineage: Eukaryota; Metazoa; Chordata; Mammalia; Carnivora; Felidae
Gene: GCSAM
Product: germinal center associated signaling and motility
Exons: 5
Coding region: 107-574 (155 amino acids)
Biological process (GO): regulation of B cell receptor signaling pathway; negative regulation of lymphocyte migration
Source: RefSeq, a predicted model, not a curated record